AUGGAGCAAAUUUCCCACCCAGGGUUGCCCUUUUGCAACGGCUAUGGCUCGCGUGUACCUCAAGCCAGUCCUUCAAGAGGCGCUUGCCGGUUGCCGCAAGUUGGCAUCCUUGCAGACAGCGGCCUCAAACUCUCAGGAGAAGACUGGCCCUCGACAGGGCGGGGUCCAGACAAGGCGGCAUCUUUCAGCGAAGGUGUCCAAUGGAAUGUGCAGGAGGCUUUGAUUGACGACGUGAAAGCUGAGGGCUGUAGACGCAUUGCGCGGAAGGUUGAUUGGCCAGAGCUGGCGAAAGGGAUUGAUAGGUCGGUUGGGCGAAAGCUACUUUCCCGGUUUAAGGCCAAAGGAGACUCCGUUAAGUACCGAGGGUUAAAGGCCGGUUAA
This is a messenger RNA of Symbiodinium sp. CCMP2456, 381 nucleotides long. NCBI's taxonomy places the organism in Eukaryota, Dinophyceae, Suessiales, Symbiodiniaceae. The record is from the annotation of a GenBank genome assembly.